Mya arenaria is the source of this 2996-nucleotide messenger RNA. Its product is annotated as RPA-related protein RADX-like. The transcript has 15 exons. The record is from RefSeq and is a predicted model, not a curated record. NCBI's taxonomy places the organism in Eukaryota, Metazoa, Mollusca, Bivalvia, Myida, Myidae. Gene Ontology annotation, molecular function: single-stranded DNA binding. Bases 1 to 2214 code for a protein of 737 amino acids. Gene Ontology annotation, biological process: regulation of DNA repair. Gene Ontology annotation, cellular component: replication fork.
AUGGCGGAGAUUAUGAACUGUCAGAAUAUCAAAAGACUUAGAAAGUGUAUUCGUGAGGCGACAUUGAAAAAUACUGGGUUAUCAUCUGGUCCCUUUAAAGUACUUGCCAUACAUCGAUACCCCAGUGAUCCUAAACAUCGAACACAGAUAGGCAUUGCUGGCACAGCGCAAAGUGAUGUUUUUGAUGUGAUAGAGAUCACUUUGGCUGAUGAUGAACACAAAGUCAAGGCUGUUCUGGUGCCUGAAUUGAACAAUCUAGUGCAAACAUGUCAGCUUCAAGCUGGACAUCUGGUAAAGGUGACAGAAGCGAGAGUGCAUUAUGAUGAGACAGAUCUAUCCAGCGGCUGUGUGAUCAUUGUCAAUAGCGUGGACAUAACAGGAUAUGAGGGGCUGCAGGAUCAAAGUGCCCUGACUGAUUUAAAAUGGGCAGAUGAUUGCAGUGCCUCUGAGCAGCUAGAUGUUCCACUCACCUCCUCAAGGGGAUACUACAUCAAUGUGUGGUCAACUACAGAGAUGUAUGGAGAUCUCUGGAAAACCAGUAUCCCUGAUGCAAGCGAUCUAGGCAGCACAAAACCAGAGGAAAUCUACUGCAUUAAAGACUUACCCAAGAGUUGGUCUUCUACAAGAGUGACCAACCCAACUUUGUUAGUCAGGGUGUUACUAAAGUCAAGGAUGCUCCAUUAUGCCAAGUCUGGAAAAAAUGACAAGUGGCCAUUCCAGGCCCAUUUGUUGAUAGCAGACAAGACAGGGGCGUGUACAUCUGUGUUAUGGAACUCCAUGUGUCCGAACUUCUACUACAGUGUAAAAGAAGGUACUGUUCUACUCCUUAAGAAGUUCACAUGUAAGAAAAGUUUUACAGUGUUACCCCGGUUUCGACCCUGUCUGCGUGACACCCAGUUUUACGACAUUGACAUUAACCUGAACAGUCAUCACCCAGAAUCUGAGGUCAAGGUCAUUGAUGAGGCAUCGCUACCGGACAACAUAGAGCUACCUUCCCUACAGUAUAACUUUGUGUCCAGGAGGCAAGCUUCGAGUCUACCGGACAACUUCAUGUGCGAUAUUGCUGGUGUUGUGACGUACGUUGGCAGAUAUGAGAGGGAACACAUAGCAAACAAGUUUGGCGUGGACACGGGUGGAUUUUGGAUCCGACGAUGGAUCCACAUACGUGACAGUUCCUGUAACAAACCAUUCUGUGUUCAGGUGUAUAGGGUUGCGCAGGGAAUGCAUGGAUGUGAUUUUGUACCUGGACGCUGGCAGAUAUUUACCCAUGUGAGACUGGUGAACAAAAUGGACCGUCUUACAUCGUCGCAUUCUCAGAGGCAUUUGUUUUUCACCACAACAGCUGAAACCCAGAUCAGCGUUAUGGAUGGUUCAAUAUCUACACAACUGAAAAACGAUGCCCGAAUAUCUAGCGUCAUGAAAUGGGGCAUAACUGAUCAAUGUAGACAGGCAGUUGGAGAGGCCCUAGUAGGGGGAUACAUCAACUUCCCUCCACUACCAUCCAACAUUGACCAGUUGAAGGGGUGCUUCAGAGAUUGGCAGAUUACGCCAAGCAGUGACUGGGAGCGGAUAUUAAAGGGACUGAGCUUUCGGGAAGCCAGGCAGCUGGUGAUGCAGGCUACAAUGGUUCAUGUUAGCCUUACGUUGGACACUUCUCGCAGAAAAGAUGUCUCGCCUUCAAAAAAGUCCAAACUUGAUGCUCGGGAAGUAAUCCUCGACCAGACCGCAUACAGCAAUAUGUCGAGUGGGCAGGUUUUAGGCCCAAGACAACUAGCAGAGGACAUUUCCUUCCCAAUGUUACACAAGCCUGAACAGUGGUCAGUGAUAAGACAGCAGCUGGACUUCCCAGCAACAAAGCUUGACCAGAAGAACAGUCACACAAAGACUGCUGCUCAGUUGCAGGACCUUCAACACCUUACCAGUGCAUACUUCACAGUCACCUGGUCUGGGCUGAAUUCCAAGAUCCUUCUGCAGUCCCACUAUAUACCUCCUUCGACCUUGACCUCAAAGUGUGACCUUAUGACCCUUCUUCAAGGCAAAGACCAAUGUCAAGGGUCAAGGUCACCAGUAAAGGAUAGAAUGGAGGCGUUGCUUGACAACAUUUUGAAAUCAGCCAAUGAAUGCACUAAUAGAAGAUUUCUGGUAGUUUUGGACUGUUACCAAGGCAACCCUGAACAUACAGAACUUAUGGUGAAUCGGGCAUUGCCGUUGUAGUUAGGCAGGAUAAGUGUGUAACAAGUUUGGACAUGUCACUGUGUUCAGUGAGUGACAUUUUAUUUUGCGGAUAUUCCACUUGAAUGGUGUAAUUUGAUGUAAAAAAUUAUAUUUUGGAUAUUGCAUGCUUGAUUAAUAUUUUAUCUUUUAAACCGCUAAGUACAGUAUUUGUAAAAUGUACAAUCUGUUUUAUUUAUACUGACAGCAUACAUUGUGCACAUUAAACAAAGAACGAAAUGUAUUUGAACAGUUGCAUGAAAAUCGCACACACUAUAUUAGAGUGUUUAAUUAGUUAUUGUGAUUAAAAAGUUUGAAAAUAUGAUAUCUGGGACCAAAAUCCUACUCCAAGAUGAUGAUGUACCUCGUUAUUUUUAAGGAAAAAGGUGAGAUAAGAGGGGCAAAGAGAAAAAAGUAAUAUGCAUGUUGGCUGAACGUUUAAUUAAAUAGUUACACAAGCUAUGAGAAUGUUAGCUUUUAAUAUAUUUAACAUCUACAUAAUUCUACAAUUUCCAUUGACUGACUCCAUCCUUUUUGACUCGGUCGCUGUGAAGUCGAAUGAUGUUUUGCCGGGAAAGCUCAAUGGUCUAGCUACUAGCUUCAUUAGAUCAUUGAUGAAUGGUCUUGAAUUGUGUUAAAACGUGAUUUAUUAUGGUUUUAAACAAAAUGGAUUUACUGUUUAUAGAAAAAAGAUGUUAACAGGUUUUGCUUCUUUGUUUGCAACCAAUUGUUUAUGUAUGUUGUGUUGGUCCGUAUGUCUGAUAGUCGGAAGACCAAACCUUGUC